Cannabis sativa is the source of this 1188-nucleotide messenger RNA. RefSeq lists its product as uncharacterized. The record is from RefSeq and is a predicted model, not a curated record. The coding region runs from base 1 to 1188 and encodes 395 amino acids. NCBI's taxonomy places the organism in Eukaryota, Viridiplantae, Streptophyta, Magnoliopsida, Rosales, Cannabaceae. The transcript has 6 exons.
AUGAUACACUUGGUAUUGCAUUUGCCUGAAGAAGCGAUAUUGGGCGGUCCGGUCUUUAUGAGAUGGAUGUAUCCUUUUGAAAGGUACAUGAAAAAAUUGAAGAAUUAUGUGGGAAAUAAGGCACGUCCUGAAGGGUCAAUUGCAGAAGGUUAUGUUGCUGAUGAGGCAGUAACCUUUUGUUCAAUGUACUUUAAAGGGUGUGAAACAAGAUUUAAUCGGCUUGAUCGAAAUGAAGAUGCGCCUUCUGUUAGUCGCUAUCUCUCAGUUUUUAAUUCUCAAUCUCGUCCUUUAACUAGCGGACUUAUCAAGCCUCUUGAUCAUAUCAGUCGUGAAAAAGCUGAGUGGUACAUUCUUCAAAAUUCUCCUGAAAUCCAAGCUUACUUAGAUGAACAUUUGGACAAGAUCAGGCAUGAAUAUCCUAAUGGUAAUCACGAUGUCUUGCAUAGGCAAACUUUCCGUCCGUGGUUUCAUAAGAAGAUAUAUGAGUUGCACAAGCUUGGAACUUUACAAAAUGGUGAUGAGUUACUCGCUCUCGCUUCCGGGUCCGAUUACUUAGCAACAUUUUACGAAGGUUGUGUAGUGAAUGGUGUUCGGUUUAUUGCAUCAAAGCGAGACCAAAAGCGGAAGACACAAAAUAGUGGUGUUACUGUUGCUGGAACUGAAGGGUUUAAUUAUUACGGCACACUUGAAGAUGUAAUCACUAUAUCUUAUACUGGUGCAUAUACACUGUCAUUGUUUGAAUCUACGUUAGCGACAUACCACGGUGGGGAUGGUGAUGGCAGGGAUCCCCCUGAUCCUUCUAGGGGGGGUCCUCCUGGAGAGCAUGUAGUUGAAGCAUGGAAGGAGAUCCAUGUGAAAAAACCGUCUGGAACUUUCGUUAAUGAAUUAGCUGCAAAAGAUUAUGAGGAACUGAUCAAGGAGCUUGAUAGGAAGCGGCUGGAACAACAAUCCCAGAGCGAUACUGGGACUGAAUCUGAAUCUGAUACUGGUUAUCAGUUUGACGUUAUGGAAACAGUUCUAGGCCAAAGAUCUGACUAUCAAAUAGGCGUGGGUAAAAGGCUCAAGGGCAAAGGAAAGAAACCAAUCCCUCAAACUCAAUCAACGGUGCCUCCCCAACCAACUACUGAAAUGAUGAGCACUGUGGCAGAUAUAUUCUCAGCUAUGCGUGCCACUUGGGGGGUAAUUUGA